Messenger RNA from Pipistrellus nathusii (Nathusius's pipistrelle), 1569 nucleotides. The record is from the annotation of a GenBank genome assembly. Lineage: Eukaryota; Metazoa; Chordata; Mammalia; Chiroptera; Vespertilionidae.
AUGAAGAAGCCAGGAGCAGCUGGAGGAAGUCGUCCCAGGAAGCAGACAUCCAGCCGGGAGGAAAAAAAGAAACGUGCCCUCAGUAGCAGCCAGGCCAGGCCUUCUCCCCCUGAUGGCCAGGCCAGGCGUCAGGAGGAGGGGGCAUUGCAGGCCUCUGUCUCCCCGUACCAUCAAUUCGGAGAUACAGCCGAGGUCACAGCCUUCCGAGAGAGCCUGCUGAGCUGGUAUGACCUAAAGAAGCGGGACCUCCCCUGGAGAAGGCGGGCAGAGGGGGAGGUGGACCUGGACAGGCGGGCGUAUGCGGUGUGGGUCUCAGAGGUCAUGCUGCAGCAGACCCAGGUUGCCACGGUGAUCAACUAUUAUACCAGAUGGAUGCAGAAGUGGCCAACACUGCAGGACCUGGCCAGCGCUUCCCUGGAGGAAGUGAACCAGCUCUGGGCCGGCCUGGGGUACUACUCUCGAGGCCGGCGGCUGCAGGAGGGAGCCCGGAAGGUGGUGGAGGAGCUUGGGGGCCACGUGCCUCGCACAGCACAGACCUUGCAGCGGCUGCUGCCUGGCGUGGGGCGGUACACAGCGGGAGCCAUCGCUUCCAUUGCCUUUGGCCAGGUGACCGGGGUGGUAGAUGGAAAUGUGGUGCGGGUGCUGUGCCGCGUCCGAGGCAUUGGUGCUGAUCCCAGCAACACCUUCGUCUCCCAGCAGCUCUGGAGCCUGGCCCAGCAGCUGGUAGAUCCGGCCCGGCCCGGAGACUUUAACCAAGCAGCCAUGGAGCUGGGGGCCAUGGUGUGCACUCCGCAACAGCCACAGUGCAGCCAGUGCCCUGUGCAGAGCCUGUGCCGGGCACACCGGAGGGUGGAGCGGGAGCAGCUGCCAGCCUCACAGAGCCUGCCAGGCAGUCCGGACGUGGAGGAGUGUGCUCCCAGCACCGGGCAGUGCCAGCUGUGCGCGCCUCCCACAGCGCCCUGGGACCAGAGCCUGGGAGUGGCUAACUUCCCCAGGAAGGCCAGCCGUAAGCCCCCCCGGGAGGAGUGCGCUGCCAUCUGCGUUCUGGAGCAGCCCAGGGCCCCCGGGGGGGCCCGGAUUCUGCUGGUGCAGAGGCCCAGCUCAGGUCUGCUGGCAGGGCUGUGGGAGUUCCCCUCUGUGAGUGUGGAUCCCUCGGGACGGCAUCAGCACAAGGCCCUGCUGCAGGAGCUGCAGAACUGGGCUGGGCCCCUCCCCGCCACCCACCUGCACCACCUGGGGCAGGUGGUCCACACCUUCUCUCACAUCAGGCUGACCUACCAAGUGUAUGGCCUGGCCCUGGAAGGGCGGGCCCCAGUGACAGGCACAGCUCCUGGCGCUCGCUGGCUGACCCGGGAAGAGUUUCACACCGCAGCCGUCUCCACCGCCAUGAAAAAGGUGUUCCGCGUGUAUGAAGGCCAACAGGCGGGGACCUGCAAGCGUCCCAAAAGAUCCCAGGUGUCCACUGCCUCCCGCCGGAAGAAGCCCAGCCCAGGCCAGCAAGUCCUGGACAGAUUCUUUCGGCCCCGUAUCCCCACAGAUGCACCUACACCCAACAGUACGGCCCAGUGA